AGAAGGCAAUGAAAGAAGAAAAAAAAACAAAGAAGAGGGGAGAGAAAGUAAGAAGAGAGAGAAAGAGCUGAAAAGGGUGUCCAUUUAUGUGCAUUUUUCAGCUAGAAAUGAACUCCUUUUUUAUUUCUAUAUGAUUACAUAGAAAAAAAUAUAGUUGGGUUUUAGUGCAAUUAGUCAUAGAUCCAUACAUAGAAAGUAAGAAGAGAGAGAGAGAGAGCUGAAAAGUUGGUGUCUUGAACUCAAAGGGUGUGCAUUUUUAGCAAGAAAUGAGCUCCAAUUUUGUAAAUAUAGAUUUUCUUAUGGCUAUAUAGAAACAGUUAUAUCGUGGGGGUAUCAAGACAAUUAGUCAUAGGUCCAUACCUAGAGAGAGAGAGAGAGAGAGAGCUGAAAAAGGUGGUUUCUUGAACUCAAAGGGCAACCCUUUUAUUCAUUUUCAACAAGAAAUGCACUGCAAGUUUGCAGAUAUUGAUUUGUAUAUGGCUAUUUAGACAUAUAAUAGUGGGCGUCAGUGAAAUUAGUCAUAGAUAUAUCAUAUUGGUUCUUUAAUCUGAAGUUGGGGUUUGAUCAAUCUUGGAAUCUUGGAUUGAAAUGGAUAAUAAUAAUAAUAAUAAUAAUACAGCAUCAGCUCAAGGACCAACACCACCAGCUGAGGAGCUGUUAAAGAAGAUUAAAGAACUGGAGGCAGGUCAUGCCCAGAUGAAGCAGGAGAUAUCUAAGCUCAUGAUUUCUGAUGAUCAUAGAUCACAUAGACAAAGGUCCCACUCUAUCUCACCACAACGGCCGCCUCGUCUUAGGGGUGGCGGUGGUGGUGGCUUUGAUGGUGGUGCUGCUAUGUGGAAAAGGGGUUCAACCUCUUUCCGCCAUUCGUCACCAUUGCAAAGAGAGAGUAGUAGUAAAGGUGAGAGAGACAAUGAUAAUGGUGGAAGCCCUGCUGCAGUGAAAUUUACUGAUAGACAGUAUUUGAAUAUAUUACAGUCAAUGGGACAAGCAGUGCAUAUAUUUGAUCUCAAUGGUCAUAUAAUUUACUGGAAUCGUACCGCUGAAAAACUAUAUGGUUAUUCUGCUGCAGAAGCUCUUGGACAAGAUCUCAUUGAGCUCCUAACAGAUGCUCAGGAUUACGAUAUUGCUAAUAACAUUGUAUACCGAGUGCUAAGGGGUGAGAGUUGGACUGGACAGUUUCCAGUUAAGAAUAAGAGAGGGGAUAGAUUCGUAGUCGUUGCUACCGAUACCCCUUUUUAUGAUGAUGAUGGUACAUUGCUCGGUGUUAUUUGUGUAUCGAGUGAUAUGCGGCCUUUUCAAGAAACAGGUCUUGCAUCGAUGGGAGUGACGCAGUUGGAAGCUGAUACAAGAUUUAGAGCCAGAACCCUUGCUUCUUCCAAACUUGGAAAUGAUCCCCAGCAGCCUCUGCAAGUUUCAAUCGCCUCCAAAAUAUCUAAUUUGGCCUCAAAGGUGAGCAACAAGGUUAAGUCAAAAAUAAAGACAGGAGAGAGCAUCGUGCUUCGUGAAGGUGGAAGUGGAGAUAGUCAUUAUUCUGACCAUGCAUUUUCUGAGGCUGCUCUCUCAGUCUCAGAUCACAGGGAGGAUGCAAACUCAAGUGGAGCAAGUACGCCUAGGGGAGAUGUUCACCCUUCUCCUUUUGGAGUAUUCUCUGAUCUUUCAAGAGAUUCUGGGGAUGAGAGUGAGGGCAAACAAGGGAUUUCUAAGAUCAUCACCUUGAAGGCAGAGGCGUGGAUGGCGAGGAAGAGCUUAUCGUGGCCAUGGAAAGGCAACGAGCAAGAAGCGUCAGAAGCAAGGACUACACGAUUUGUAUGGCCUUGGCUAAACAAUGACCAAGACAAUGAGUUGAAUCGCAGUAACAGUUAUAAUGCAUUGAAACCAGAGAAUCAGUUUAUUGAUACUAACCGGACAACCACCAAUGAAGCUACUGGAUCCUGGUCGUCUUCAUUUAAUGUCAACAGCACAAGCAGCGUUAGUAGCUUUGGAAGCACCAGCAGUACUGCUGUUAAUAAGGUGGACAUGGAUACUGACAGCCUGGACUACGAAAUCUUGUGGGAGGACUUAACAAUUGGAGAACAGAUUGGAGAAGGUUCUUGUGGAACUGUUUAUCAUGGGCUGUGGUAUGGAUCGGAUGUCGCUGUUAAAGUAUUUUCCAAGCAAGAGUAUUCCGAUGAAGUGAUAUAUUCUUUCAAACAGGAGGUUUCCCUUAUGAAACGACUUCGACAUCCAAAUAUUCUUCUUUUCAUGGGUGCAGUAACUUCACCUGAACGCCUCUGCAUUGUCACAGAGUUCCUGCCACGGGGAAGUUUGUUCAGGCUAUUACAGAGGAACUCAUCCAAAUUAGAAUGGAGACGACGUGUCCAUAUGGCUUUAGACAUAGCUCGUGGUGUGAACUAUCUUCAUCAUCUUAAUCCUCCUAUAGUUCAUCGCGACUUGAAGUCUUCAAAUCUUCUUGUGGACAAGAACUGGACUGUUAAGGUUGGGGAUUUUGGUCUGUCACGUCUUAAACAUGAAACAUAUCUAGCAACAAAGACGGGUAAAGGAACGCCUCAAUGGAUGGCUCCAGAAGUUCUUCGCAAUGAACCUGCAGAUGAGAAGUCUGAUGUAUACAGUUUUGGAGUGAUUCUAUGGGAGCUUGCCACCGAAAAAAUCCCUUGGGAUAGCCUCAACUCAAUGCAGGUGGUUGGAGCUGUAGGAUUCAUGAAUCAGCGGUUAGAUAUCCCGAAGAAUGUUAAUCCACAAUGGGCUUCUAUAAUCGAGAGCUGUUGGCAUAGUGAGCCACAAUCCCGGCCUUCAUUUCAAGAACUAGUGGAGAAACUUAAGGAUUUGCAGAGGCAGUAUCUUAUUCAGGCGCAGACAGCACGUAACGCUGGAGGAGAUAGCAGCCAGAAGGAACAGUAAAUACAUUUGUGCUUGAGUUUCACCUGAAGAUUGCUAGGAGAUGCAUUGCUAACUCUUCAAAGUUUUAUGGCUGUUGCGUGAAAGUUGGUCAGACAGAGCACACAAAUGGCUUGUGUUGUCGGAUCCUAACUUCAGAGGCUAAAAUGACAGGAUGGCUGUUAUUAUAAGGAAGCCUGGUAGAGAAAAAGCUGCUGCUCUUUAUUGGAUUAGUUGAGUCAGUCGGUGACUACAUGAGUUCUAACAUGAUUCUGUUCAGUGAAUUCAUAGUCUGCAUCGUUAAAUAUCUUGUGGUGUGAAGUGAAUUCGGCUUAAAUCACUGUGUGUUUUAUAUGGUUACGGCAUUCAAAUACUUGUAUAUUGAAUGAAAAAUUAGUGUUCAAGUUAGUACAUUUAAGUCUUAGAAGUUAUUGAUUUUCUGAU
Nicotiana attenuata is the source of this 3318-nucleotide messenger RNA. Its product is annotated as protein kinase C-like 1. Gene Ontology annotation, molecular function: protein kinase activity; ATP binding. NCBI's taxonomy places the organism in Eukaryota, Viridiplantae, Streptophyta, Magnoliopsida, Solanales, Solanaceae. The coding region runs from base 589 to 2898 and encodes 769 amino acids. The transcript has 13 exons. Gene Ontology annotation, biological process: protein phosphorylation; regulation of DNA-templated transcription. The record is from RefSeq and is a predicted model, not a curated record.